CAGAAUUUUAUAUUGCCUCUAAAUUUAGUCGCGCAAAAGAUUCCAAUCUUGUAGUCUUGUCCUUUCGCAUUUCGAAUCUCUUGAGAAAAAACACUGACUCAAUUCGAUUUGCAUUGCAUGUGUGUUGUUUCUUGACAGAGUCAAUUUCGAAACCAUGGAUCUACAACAGUCCGAAACAGAUGAUAAACAGCCCGAACAACUAGUUAUUUACGUCUGCGGAGAUUGUGGACAAGAGAACAUUUUGAAGCGUGGAGAUGUGUUCCAAUGCAGAGAUUGUGGGUUCCGUAUUCUCUACAAGAAGCGUAUUCUCGACAAGAAGGAAACCCGUAUAGUUUAAUACCCAGCUGUCUGAGUGCCACAACUCCUGAAGAUUGUUCAAAAUAGACUUAUUGCCAGUUGUUUGUAAUAUGUAUUGACUUGGCCUGUUUUGGUUUGGUUUGGUUUGAUCACUAUGAGUGUGACUGUAAUCUCUUUGCGUUUUGGUAUCCUGGAAAACUAUAACUUCUCAACAAAGUUUUCUGAUUGGUGUUGUAAUCCUUGACUGGCUAUAUCUUCUCGAAGUUGUGUUCUCAUUUGCCACUUAG
This is a messenger RNA of Arabidopsis thaliana (thale cress), 584 nucleotides long. Its product is annotated as DNA directed RNA polymerase, 7 kDa subunit. Gene Ontology annotation, biological process: DNA-templated transcription. The transcript is spliced from 3 exons. Gene Ontology annotation, cellular component: nucleus. Lineage: Eukaryota; Viridiplantae; Streptophyta; Magnoliopsida; Brassicales; Brassicaceae. Gene Ontology annotation, molecular function: zinc ion binding; DNA binding; DNA-directed RNA polymerase activity. Bases 155 to 337 code for a protein of 60 amino acids. The record is from RefSeq and is marked reviewed.